AUGCUAUAUAUUGCAGCCUUUCCCAUCCUUGAGUUCCUCCUAACAGGCCUUGAGAACAAAGCUGAGAGGGAGAGGAGGUAAAUCUCUGUCUGUUCUGACUGUUGUUAGAACUUGUUCAAUGUUAUGGGCCCUGGUCUAAAGUAGUAUUAAUGUGCCAUUUGAUACCAGGUCCUGGAUGUCAGGAAGCUUGGCCCCAGUGAUGUACUGGGCCAUACGCACUACCCUCUGUAGUGCCUUGCGGUCGGAGGCCGAGCAGUUGCCAUACCAGGCAGUGAUGCAGCCAGUCAGGAUGCUCUCGAUGGUGCAGCUGUAGAACCUUUUGAGGAUCUGAGGACCCAUGCCAAAUCUUUUCAGUCUCCUGAGGGGGAAUAGGUUUUGUUGUGUCAUCAGCAAACUUAAUGAUGGUGUUGGAGUCGUGCCUGGCCAUGCAGUCAUGGGUGAACAGGGAAUACAGGAGGGGACUGAGCACGCACCACUGAGGGGUCCCCGUGUUGAGGAUCAGCGUGGCGGAUGUGUUGUUAACUACCCUUACCACUUGGGGGCGGCCCAUCAGGAAGUCCAGGAUCCAGUUGCAGAGGGAGGUGUUUAGUCCCAGGGUCCUUAGCUUAGUGAAGAGUUUUGAGGGCACUAUGGUGUUGAACGCUGAGCUGUAGUCAAUGAAUAGCAUUCUCACGUAGGUGUUCCUCUUGUCCAGGUGGGAAAGGGCAGUGUGGAGCGCAAUAGAGAUUGCAUCAUCUGUGGAUCUGUUGGGGCGGUAUGCAAAUUGGAGUGGGUCUGGGGUUACUGGGAUAAUGGUGUUGAUGUGAUCCAUGACCAGCCUUUCAAAGCACUUCAUGGCUACCUAUUGACUACUGACAAGACAAGAGGGAAGUAGUGAACCUAUUGACAAGACAAGAGGGAAGGAAUGAACCUAUUGACAAGACAAGAGGGAAGUAGUGAACCUAUUGACAAGAGGGAAGUAGUGAACCUAUUGACAAGACAAGAGGGAAGUAGUGAACCUAUUGAUAAGACAAGAGGGAAGUAGUGAACCUAUUGACAAGAGGGAAGUAGUGAACCUAUUGACAAGACAAGAGGGAAGUAGUGAACCUAUUGAUAAGACGGAAGUAGUGAACCUAUUGACAAGACAAGAGGGAAGUAGUGAACCUAUUGACAAGACAAGAGGGAAGUAGUGAACCUAUUGACAAGACAAGAGGGAAGUAGUGAACCUAUUGUCAAGACAAGAGGGAAGUAGUGAACCUAACACUCAGACAGGUUCAGAUCUGGUCAGGCAACAUUUCUCCUGAAGAAGACAAGAUGCCUCAUUGUUUUGAGUUUCACUACUGAUGUAGGGCUGAUUACAGUCUGUGAUUCUUCACAGAGCAGUCAGGCACUCUACUCAGAAUUUACAAAUCAUACAUGAAUAUAAUGCGAAAGGAGAAUUAGGUGCAAGGAAGAUCUCCUUAGCCAGGCAUGUUGUUUGGGAUAUUAUGGAAAAUCAGGGAACACGCCAAGGUUGCUGCCUCAACUGGAUGCUGAAAGCUUGUAACACAAAAUUGUAUGUAUUCUUAUAUUCGUGUAAUGCCUAAGAUGCUGGUGAAGGAUUAUUAGGCUUAUUAUCAUCCCAAAUGGCACCCUAUCUCCUAGUGCACUACUUUUUGACCAGAACCAUAUGGGCCCUGGUCAAAAGUAGUGCACUACAUAGGGAGCCAUUUGGGAUGCAGAUAUAUGCUCAUUAGCAGGCUGUUACAGGGGGUAGUAUAAUCCGUUUGGCAUUGCUUUAAAGUGCCAUGGAUGUGACAUAACCCCAAGUUAAACCACAUGGGUGGGAACGAUGUGAUCUGCAUCAGAUUUUAUAUAAAUCGGAUUCAACUCUUGUAAUCUUUGUCAUUCUGUAAUAAGUAACUUGACACAGUCCAAGAACAAUAAGUGUUGUUUACUGGACGAAUGGAAGUCUUGGGAUCCCAAUUAAAUGUUGUCAUUUUAGAGGCUAUACAGAACGUUUGCCUACUAUUGGGUCAAAAGGGGUCCCCCUAAAUGGACAGAAAUAUUGUCCAUAGAUGUCCUCAUUAGAAUGAAAGGGGCACAGCUCUCCACACCCCUGAGGUUUUUAUAUGCAUUGGAUUAGUCUAUUUUCUAGCUAAUAUUAUGACUUUGGAUGUGUUUAAACCCCUUGAUUCAAAAGACAUGUAGCCUGGAGUCACAACCAGCUAUAUCUCUCUCUAAUCUAAACUCCUAAUCCACUGAAUGUGGGGAAGAACGGGGAGUUUCCUUGCUAAACUGAUACAAACACUAAGAUACUUCAUAAUUUCAUGUUUAGACAGGAUCGUUGUGAAAUGUGACUGGUUCCAUUACUUUCCUUUGAGUCAUGACUCUGAAAGCAUCAUUCUGGCAGUGUAUCAGUGAGUGGAACGCAUAUAUUUAUUUAUUUAUUUAACCUUUAUUUAACUAGGCAAGUCAGUUAAGAACAAAUUCUUAUUUACAAUGACAGCCUACACCGGCCAAACCCGGACGACGCUGGGCCAAUUGUGCGCCGCCCUAUGGGACUCCCGAUCACGGCCCGGUUGUGAUACAGCCUGGAAUCGAACCAGGGGGGUCUGUAGUGACGCCUCAAGCACUGAGAUGCAGUGCCUUAGACCGCUGCGCCACUCGGGAGCAUAAAGCGGAGCUUGAAGCUAUCUCUGUCUCGCUCUGUCUCUCUCUGUCAGUGGACAAAACAGGCCGCACCACAGAACAGAACUGCACUGUGCAAAUGGUUAAGCUACUGAUCGAUUUCAAUUGAUUGAUAUCUGAGCUCAGAUCUUGUUGCCACUUGUCCUAACUCUAACCGAGCAGCAGAAUGGGUGGCUGUGAUGAAGCGAGUAUAAAGAGAGGCUGUUCUAGCUAGGGUCAACACCUCGUUCUCACUCAGGUUUCGUCCCAAAUGGCACCCUAUUCCCUACAUAGUGCACUACUUUAGACCAGAGCCCUAUGGACCCUGUGCACUAUGUAGGGAAUAGGGUGCCAUUCUCUGGUCCUAAAGUAGUGCACUAUAUCUAUUAGACCGGAAUGGCACCCAUUCCUUAUAGUGCACUACUUUAGACAGAGAAUGUGCACCCUAUCCCUAAUAGUGCACUACUUUAGACCAGAGAAUGGCACCCUUCCUACAUAGUGCACUACUUUAGACCAGAGAAUGGCACCCUAUUCCCUAAUAGUGCACUACUUUAGACCAAGAAUGGCACCCUAUUCCUACAUAGUGCACUACUUAGACCAGAGAAUGGCACCCUAUUCCCUACAUAGUGCACUACUUAGACAGAGAAUGGCGCCCUAUUCCCUACAAGUUGCACUACUUAGACCAGAGAAUGGCACACUAUUCCCUACAUAGUGCACUUUAAUUGACCAGAGAAUGGCACCCUAUUCCCUAUAUGUGCACUACUUUAGACCGGCCCUAUGGACCCUGUGCACUACUGUGUGGAAUAGGGAGCCAUUUGGGACACACCCAGUCUGUUCUAACCAGGGCCCUGUCAACAUCCUGUCCACACCUUGGUCAACAUCCUGUCAACACCUUGGUCAACAUCCUGUCCACACCUUGGUCAACAUCCUGUCCACACCUUGGUCAACAUCCUGUCCACACCUUGGUCAACACCUUGUUCAAUUAUCCUGUCAACACCUUGUUCAACAUCCUGUCCACACCUUGGUCAACACCUUGUCCACACCUUGGUCAACAUCCUGUCACACCUUGGUCAACAUCCUGUCCACACCUUGGUCAACACCUGUCCACACCUUGGUCAACACCUGUCACACCUUGGUCAACACCUUGUUCAAUAUCCUGUCAACACCUUGUUCAACAUCCUGUCCACACCUUGUUCAACACCUUGUUCAACAUCCUGUCCACACCUUGUUCAACACCCUGUCAACACCUUGUUCAACACCCUGUCAACACCUUGUUCAACACCCUGUCAACACCUUGUUCAACAUCCUGUCACACACCUUGUUCAACAUCCUGUCCACACCUUGUUCAACACCUUGUUCAACAUCCUGUCCACACCUUGUUCAACACCUUGUUCAACACACUGUCAACACCUUGUUCAACACCUUGUUCAACACCCUGCCAACACCUUGUUCAACACCUUGUUCAACACCCUGCCAACACCUUGUUCAACACCUUGUUCAAGAUCCUGUCAACACCCUGCCAACACCUUGUUCAACACCUUGUUUAACACCUAGUUCAACACGCUGUCAACACCUUGUUCAACAUCUUGUUCAAUACCUUGUUCAACACCCUGUCAACACCUUGUUCAACUAUCUGUCAACAUCUUGUUCAACACCUUGUUCAACACCUUGUUCACACUCAUACAGAAAAGGCUCUGACAAAGAAUGUUGAACAUUGGAAAGUUUGGGACAAUGUGCAAACAAAACACUCAAUCAUGUUCUCUCCUCAUUUUAAAUUUUAGGCAAACAAACAAUACAAGUUGUGAUAAGAGCGUCUGCUAAAUGACUAAAAUGUCAAUGUAAUGGUAAUAUAAUGGUAAUGUAAUGGUAAUGGUAAUAUAAUGGUCAUGUAAUGGUCAUGGUAAUGUAAUGACAAUGUAAUGGCAAUGUAAUGGUAAUGUAAUGGUCAUAGUAAUGUAAUGUAAUGUAAUGACAAUGUAAUGGUAAUAUAAUGGUAAUGUAAUGGUAAUGUAAUGGUAAUGUAAUGUCUAAUACACGUCUUUUGAAAAUGUUCUCUUCUUUGUUUCUCACAGGAAAAGGUGUCCAGAUGCGACGCGCCAAACAGUAAAGGUUACCCUCCUGUACCCCUCUUCCCUGUCAUCUCAUUCUGCUCCUCCUGCACUUCCUGCUCAUCCAGAACCGACUAUUGGUACCGUUGGAUCCUCCCUGGGGUCCCCAACCCCCACUCGGGCGGUUGACAAAUCCCCGCUUUUCCCCUCCUCUCUGCUGCCCCGGUCCCCGUCCCUGAACCUCUUCUCCCCAUUCCUUGACCCACUGGCCCCCGUCCCUGGCAACAUGUCCAUUGCCCUGAAGCAGGUCUUCAAAAAGGACAAGACCUUCCGGCCCAAGCGUAAGUUUGAGCCGGGGACGCAGCGCUUCGAGCUGCAUAAGAAGGCCCAUGCGUCGCUGAGCUCCGGCGUUGACCUGAGGGCGGCGGUAGCUCUGCCCCACGGGGAGGAUCUGAACGACUGGGUGGCCGUGCACGUGGUCGACUUCUUCAACAGGAUAAACCUCAUCUACGGGACGGUGUGUGAGUUCUGCACAGAGAAGAGUUGUCCGGUGAUGUCCGGUGGGCCGAGGUAUGAGUACCGAUGGCAGGACGAUCACAAGUAUAAGAAACCCACGGCUCUACCGGCUCCCAAGUACAUGAACCUGCUGAUGGACUGGAUCGAGGUCCAGAUCAACAAUGAGGAUAUCUUCCCCACCAGUGUAGGUGAGUACUCUGGGUAACUAUAUGUACAUCACCGACACUCAACAGGCCCAGACAGGGUCUUUAUUUAGGAACUCAGUCAGGCCUCUGCCCCUGGUACACAAAAGACAUGGUCAAAUGUGUAGCAUUCCAGGAAAUGAGCUUUAAUAAAGUGAAACAUCUUCGCCCCACCAAGCACUAGCAGUGUGGGGGUAAUAUCACUGAGCAAGCCAAGCCAGUAAAAAAAAAAUCCAUAUUACAAACCUAUGUUGUGAUAAUUGCGUUGUUUGCUCUACAACCCGUCGUUCAUACGCCACCGUGUGUCACGUUCGUUGAAGGACGGGUCAGACCAAGGCGCAGCGUGAUAUGCGUACAUGUUUAUUUUAACUGUUAAACACACGACAAAACAACAAAGGAUAACGAAACGUGAAGUCCAAGGUAGCACGCACACACACAACAUACCUUACACGGAACAAGAUCCCACAACUAGACAGUGCCAAUAGGCUGCCUAAGUAUGGUCCCCAAUCAGAGACAACGAGCGACAGCUGCCUCUGAUUGGGAACCACACAGGCCAACAUAGAUCCACACAUACUAGAUCGACAACAUAGACAAAGCACAACAAGGAAUAUACACACCCUGACUCAACAUAUAAGCGUCCCCUGGGCGUGACACCGUGAAAAAAAGACAAGUCACACAGUGGCGGAAUAAAUUCAACUACACGUACGUUUGUUUCACCACAAAAACGGAGAGCAACAUCUGUCCGGUGAAGUCCACGCAGCGAAUAUGGCACGUAACAAACAGUUACAUGACCUGCAACAUGGUCCAGCAAGUUCACGUUUUCAACAGUUUACUAAACAACUAUUGAUUUAGAACCACGGAGAGUUACCGCAAGUCAGCACAAAGACAACAGGAGCACUGCCUCCGCUAUUCCAGCACCAUUUCAACUUCAACAUUUAAACAUCAUCAAAUCAACAAGGCUAUAUAUGUUUAUUUUAAUACAUUAAAAACAAAAAAUGAUUUAGUCCAAUGAAUGUUGCUAAAAAUAUUGUGGCUGUCUAUGGUACUGAUUUCUGUGUGUCUGUGUGUGUUUUGUAUUUAUUUUUUAUUUCACCUUUAUUUAACCAGGUAAGAAGCCAGUUGAGAACAAGUUCUCAUUUACAACUGCGACCUGGCCAAGAUAAAGCAAAGCAGUGCGAUAAAAACAACAACAACACACAGAGUUACAUAUGGUGUAAAAUAAAAUAUAAAGUCAAAAAUACAACAGAAAAUAUAUAUACAGUGUGUGCAAAUGUAGUAAGUUAUGGAGGUAAGGCAAUAAAUAGGCCAUAGUGCAAAAUAAUUUCAAUUUAGUAUUAACACUGGAGUGAUAGAUGUGCAGAAGAUGAUGUGCAAAUAGAGAUACUGGGGUGCAAAUUAGCAAAAUAAAUAACAAUAUGGGGAUGAGGUAGUUGGGUGGGCUAAUUACAGAUGGGCUGUGUACAGGUGCAGUGAUCGGUAAGCUGCUCUGACAACUGAUGCUUAAAGUUAGUGAGGGAGAUAAGAGUCUUCAGCUUCAGAGAUUUUUUGCAGUUCAUUCCAGUCAUUAGCAGCAGAUAACUGGAAGGAAUGGCGGCCAAAUUAGGUGUUGGCUUUGGGGAUGACCAGUGAGAUAUACCUGCUGGAGCGCAGACUACGGGUGGGUGUUGGUAUGGUGACCAAUGAGCUAAGAUAAGGCUGGGAUUUGCCUAGCAGUGAUUUAUAGAUGACCUGGAGCCAGUGGGUUUGGCGACGAAUAUGUAGUGAGGGCCAGCCAACAAGAGCGUACAGGUCACAAUGGUGGGUAGUGUAUGGGGCUUUGGAGACAAAACGGAUGGCACUGUGAUAGACUACAUCCAAUUUGCUGAGUAGAGCAUUGGAGGCUAUUUUGUAAAUGACAUCGCCGAAAUCAAGGAUCGGUAGGAUAUUCCGUUUUACGAGGGCAUGUUUGGCAGCAUGAGUGAAGGAGGCUUUGUUGCGAAGUUGGAAGCCGAUUCUAGAUUUAACUUUGGAUUGGAGAUGCUUAAUGUGAGUCUGGAAGGAGAGUUUACAGUCUAACCAGACACCUAGGUAUUUGUAGUUGUCCACAUAUUCUAAGUCAGACCCGCCGAGAGUAGUGAUUCUAGUUGUGCGGGCGUAAGCAGUUUUACUAGCGUUUAAGAGCAGGCUACGGAAGGAGUGUUGUAUGGCAUUGAAGCUCGUUUGGAGGUUUGUUAACACAGUGUCCAAUGAAGGGCCAGAUGUAUACAAAAUGGUGUCGUCUGCGUAGAGGUGGAUCUGAAAGUCACCAGCAGCAAGAGCGACAUCAUUGAUAUACACAGAGAAAAGUGUCGGCCCAAGAAUAGAACCCUGUGGCACCCCCAUAGAGACUGCCAGAGGUCCAGACAACAGGCCCUCCGAUUUGACACAUUGAACUCUAUCUGAGAAGUAGUUGGUGAACCAGGCGAGGCAGUCAUUUGAGAAACCAAGGCUAUUUAGUCUGCCAAUAAGAAUGCGGUGAUUGACAGAGUUGAAAGUCUUGGCCAGGUCGAUGAAGACGGCUGCACAGUACUGUCUUUUAUCGAUCGCGGUUAUAAUAUCUUUUAGGACCUUGAGCGUGGCUGAGGUGCACCCAUGACCAGCUCGGAAACCAGAUUGCAUAGCGGAGAAGGUACGGUGGGAUUCGAAAUGGUCGGUGAUCUGUUUGUUCACUUGGCUUUCAAAUACUUUCGAAAGGCAAGGCAGGAUGGAUAUAGGUCUGUAACAGUUUGGAUCUAGAGUGUCACCCCCUUUGAAGAGGGGGAUUACCGCGGCAGCUUUCCAAUCUCUGGGGAUCUCAGACGAUACGAAAGAGAGGUUGAACAGGCUAGUAAUAGAGGUUGCGACAAUUUCGGCUGCUAAUUUUAGAAAGAAAGGGUCCAGAUUGUCUAGUCCAGCUGAUAUGUAGGGGUCCAGAUUUUGCAGCUCUUUCAGAACAUCAGCUAUCUGAAUUUGGGUAAAGGAGAAGUGGGGAGGGGCAUUGGCAAGUUGCAGCGGAGGGUGCACAGCUGGUGGCCGGGGUAGGGGUAGCCAGGUGGAAAGCAUGGCCAGCCGUAGCAAAAUGCUUGUUGAAAUUCUCAAUUAUCAUAGAUUUAUCGGUGGUGACAUUGUUUCCUAGCCUCAGUGCAGUGGGCAGCUGGGAAGGAGGUGCUCUUAUUCUCCAUGGACUUUAGUGUCCCAAAACUUUUUGGAGUUAGUGCUAAAGGAUGCACAUUUCUGUUUGAAUAAGCUAGCCUUUACUUUCCUAACUGAUUGUGUAUAUUGGUUCCUGACUUCCCUGAAAAGUUGCAUAUCGCGGGUGCUGUUCGAUGCUAAUGCAGUACGCCACAGGAUGUUUUUGUGCUGGUCAAGGGUGAACCAGGGGCUAUAUCUGUUCUUAGUUCUGAAUUUUUUGAAUGGGGCAUGCUUAUUUAAGAUGGAGAGGAAAGCACUUUUGAAGAACAUCCAGGCAUCCUCUACUGACGGAAUGAGGUCAAUAUCCAUCCAGGAUACCCGGGCCAGGUCAAUUAAAAAGGCCUGCUCGCUAAACUGUUUUAGGGAGCGUUUGACAGUGAUGAGGGGUGGUCGUUUGACCGCGGACCCAUUACGGACGCAAGCAAUGAGGCAGUGAUCGCUGAGAUCCUGGUUGAAGACAGCAGAGGUUUACAGUGAGGGGAAAAGUAUUUGAUCCCCUGCUGAUUUUGUACAUUUGCCCACUGACAAAGAUAUGAUCAGUCUAUAAUUUUAAUGGUAGGUUUAUUUGAACAGUGAGAGACAGAAUAACAACAAACAAAUCCAGAAAAACGCAUGUCAAAAAUGUUAUAAAUUGAUUUGCAUUUUAAUGAGGGAAAUAAGUAUUUGACCCCUCUGCAAAACAUGACUUAGUACUUGGUGGCAAAACCCUUGUUGGCAAUCACAGAGGUCAGACGUUUCUUGUAGUUGCCCACCAGGUUUGCACACAUCUCAGGAGGGAUUUUGUCCCACUCCUCUUUGCAGAUCUUCUCCAAGUCAUUAAGGUUUCGAGCCUGACGUUUGGCAACUCGAACCUUCAGCUCCCUCCACAGAUUUUCUAUGGGAUUAAGGUCUGGAGACUGGCUAGGCCACUCCAGGACCUUAAUGUGCUUCUUCUUGAGCCUCUCCUUUGUUGCCUUAGCCAUGUGUUUUGGGUCAUUGUCAUGCUGGAAUACCCAUCCACGACCCAUUUUCAAUGCCCUGGCUGAGGGAAGGAGGUUCUCACCCAAGAUUUUGACGGUACAUGGCCCCGUCCAUCGUCCCUUUGAUGCGGUGAAGUUGUCCUGUCCCCUUAGCAGAAAAACACCCCCAAAGUAUAAUGUUUCCAACUCCAUGUUUGACGGUGGGGGUGGUGUUCUUGGGGUCAUAGGCAGCAUUCCUCCUCCUCCAAACAUGGCGAGUUGAGUUGAUGCCAAAGAGCUCGAUUUUGGUCUCAUCUGACCACAACACUUUCACCCAGUUCUCCUCUGAAUCAUUCAGAUGUUCAUUGGCAAACUUCAGACGGGCCUGUAUAUGUGCUUUCUUGAGCAGGGGGACCUUGCGGGAGCUGCAGGAUUUCAGUCCUUCACGGCGUAGUGUGUUACCAAUUGUUUUCUUGGUGACUAUGGUCCCAGCUGCCUUGAGAUCAUUGACAAGAUCCUCCCGUGUAGUUCUGGGCUGAUUUCUCGCCGUUCUCAUGAUCAUUGCAACUCCACGAGGUGAGAUCUUGCAUGGAGCCCCAGGCAGAGGGAGAUUGACAAUUUUUUCGAAUAAUCGCACCAACUGUUGUCACCUUCUCACCAAGCUGCUUGGCGAUGGUCUUGUAGCCCAUUCCAGCCUUGUGUAGGUCUACGAUCUUGUCCCUGACAUCCUUGGAGAGCUCUUUGGUCUUGGUCAUGGUGGAGAGUUUGGAAUCUGAUUGAUUGAUUGCUUCUGUGGACACGUGUCUUUUAUACAGGUAACAAGCUGAGAUUAGGAGCACUCCCUUUAAGAGUGUGCUCCUAAUCUCAGCUCGUUACCUGUAUAAAAGACACCUGGGAGCCAGAAAUCUUUCUGAUUGAGAGGGGGUCAAAUACUUAUUUCCCUCAUUAAAAUGCAAACCAAUUUAUAACAUUUUUUUGUUGUUAUUCUGUCUCUCACUGUUCAAAUAAACCUACCAUUAAAAUUAUAGACUGAUAAUUUCUUUGGGCAAACGUACAAAAUCAGCAGGGGAUCAAAUACUUUUUUCCCUCACUGUAUUUAGAGGGUAAAUUAGUCAGGAUGAUAUCUAUGAGGGUGCCCAUGUUUACAGAUUUAGGGUUGUACCUGGUAGGUUCCUUGAUAAUUUGUGUGAGAUUGAGGGCAUCUAGUUUAGAUUGUAGGAUGGCCGGGGUGUUAAGCAUAUCCCAGUUUAGGUCACCAAGCAGUAUGAAACUCUGAGGAUAGAUGGGGGGCAAUCAAUUCACAUAUGGUGUCCAGGGCACAGCUGGGGGCUGAGGGGGGUCUGCACAGACCUGGAUAGUAUGAUAGAUUCUGCAGGCUAUCUCUACAGUAGAUUGCAACUCCGCCCCCUCUGGCAGUUCUAUCUAGACGGAAAAUGUUGUAGUUGGGGAUGGAAACUUUCUGAAUUUUUGGUGGCCUUCCCAAGCCAGGAUUCAGACACUGCUAAGAACAUCAGGGUUGGCAGAGUGUGCUAACGCAGUGAAUAACUCAAAAUUAGGGAGGAGGCUUCUGAUAUUAACAUGCAAGAAACCAAGGCUUUUGCGGUUACAGAAGUCAACAAAUGAUAGCGCCUGGGGGGUAGGAGUGAUACUAGGGGCUACAGGGCCUGGGUUAACCUCUACAUCACCAGAGGAACAGAGGAGGACUAGAAUAAGGAUACGGCUAAAGGCUUUAAGAACUGGUCUUCUAGUGCGUUGGGUACAGAGAAUAAAAGGGGCAGAUUUCCGGGCGUUGUAGAAUAGAUUCAGGGCAUUAUGUACAGACAAGGAUAUGGAAGGAUAUGAGUACAGUGGAGGUAAACCUAAGCGUUGGGUAACGAUGAAAGAGAGAGCAUCACUGGAGGCACCGAUUGAGCCGGUCUCCGCGUGUAUGGGGGGGUGGGACAAAGGAGCUCUCUGAGGCUGGUUGAGCGGGACUGGGGGGCUCUACAGUGAAAUAGUCCGGUCCCUCUUGGACUAGGUGAUGGCUGCUUUGAUGCUGACAUGAAAAGACAGGUGAUCCGGAGGCGGACGCUAAUUGGAUAGAACCGCUAACACCUGCUGACCUAUGACCUACAGUAUGACCUUACACCUGCUCUGAAUAGACUGGGUUACCACUACAAGCACUCUAAGGAGCCCUGGGGAAAAGUAGUGCACUAUAUAAGGGAUUGGGUGCCGUUUCGGGCACAGACAAAGUUGAUCGCUUGUAGAAAAUGAGGAUCUCACUCAGAUUUGAGGUCAAAUUAAAUUCUUACUUGCUAAACCCAAUAGCAGGGUCGCCCCCCCCCCAAGUUUUCUAAGAACAGUGUUUGUUUUUUUAGUGUUUUUUUGGGGGGGACAUAAAAUACUGUAAAAACACCAGCAAAUCAGCUCCAAGUGAUUUUAAUUUAAUGUAAUAUUCACACGCAUAAUACAGAGAUACUGUAUAUGUGAUCGUAUACAAAUGUAAGCAAGGUUUCAAAAUGGUUCUGUUUUAGUCAAAUAUAAAUAUCUGUUUGGGCUUCUUGCGUUCAAUUUUCAGUCUACAAAUGAUUUGUAAUUAUGUUCCAGGCCCCUGACCAUCCGCUGAAGACAAAAUCGGCCCGCGGCUGAAUCUAGUUGUUGAUCCCUGAUCUAUAGUCUCUGACGGCCUGUGAAGUCCUAGUUACGUCAGCUGAGGUCACAAAAUCUAAAAUCCUAAAUUUAUAAACACAUUAUUUGGAUAGUCCAGAUGUUCCAUCUGUAGAUGGCCAUACUAUCAACAAACUACACUACCUGACCAAAAGUAUGUGGACAUCUGCUCAUCAAACAUCUCAUUCCAAAAUCAUGGCCAUUAAUAUGGAGUUGGUCCCCUCCUUUGCUGCUGUAACAGCCUCCACUCUUCUGGGAAGGCUUUCCACUAGAUGUUGGAAACAUUGCUGCGGGGACUUGCUUCCAUUCAGCCACAAGAGCAUUAGUGAGGUCGGGCACUGAUGUUGGGCGAUUAGGCCUGGCUCGCAGUCGGCGUUCCAAUUCAUCCCAAAGGUGUUCGAUGGGGUUGAGGUCAGGGCUCUGUGCAGGCCAGUCAAGUUCUUCCACACCAAUCUCGACAAACCAUUUCUGUAUGGACCUCGCUUUGUUCACAGGGGCAUUGUCAUGCUGAAACAGGAAAGGGCCUUCCCCAAACUGUUGCCACAAAGUUGGAAGCACAGAAUCGUCUAGAAUGUCAUUGUAUGCUGUAGUUUUAAGAUUUCCCUUCACUGGAACUAAGGAGCCUGAAUCAUGAAAAACAGCCCCAGACCAUCAUUCCUCCUCCACCAAACUUUACAGUUGGCACUAUGCAUUGGGGAAGGUAGUGUUCUCAUGACAUCCGCCAAACCCAGAUUCGUCCGUCGGACUGCCAGAUGGUGAAGCGUGAUUCAUCACUCCAGAGAACGCGUUUCCACUGUUCCAGAGUCCAAUGGCGGCGAGCUUUACACCACUUCAGCCAAUGCUUGGCAUUGCGCAUGGUGGUCUUAGGCUUGUGUGCGGCUGUUCAGCCAUGGAAACCCAUUUCAUGAAGCUCCCGACGAACAGUUAUUGUGCUGACGUUGCUUCCAGAGGCGGUUUGGAACUCGAUAGUGAGUGUUGCAACCGAUGACAGGUGAUAUUUACGCGCUACGCGCUUCAGCACUCGGCGGUCCCGUUCUGUGAGCUUCUGUGGCCUACCACUUCCCGGCUGAGCCCGUUGCUCCUAGACGUUUCCACUUCACAAUAACAGGACUUACAGAUGACCGGGGCAGCUCUAGCAGGGCAGAAAUUUUACGAACUGACUUGUUGGAAAGGUGGCAUCCUAUGACGGUGCCACUUUGAAAGUCACUGAGCUCUUCAGUAAGGCCAUUCUACUGCCAAUGUUUGUCUGUGGAGAUUGCAUGGCUGUGUGCUCGAUUUUAUGCACCUGUCAGCAACGGGUGUGGCUGAAAUAGCCGAAUCCACUCAUUUGAAUGGGUGUCCACAUACUUUUAUAUAUAUAUAUAUAUAUAGCGUAUGUGCCAAACACUUCACUGGGGUUUUUAUUCCUCAAUAGAAACAACAAGCAGACAGACGGCAGCUCCCUAAGUAUAACACCGUAAACACAGAACACAGAACACCCCAAUAACACACCAAAAUAAAACAUGACCAUGCCUAGCUGCCACGGUAACCAACACCAUGGUAACUCCACGGCAACGGACACAAUACUUUUGUAUAUAUAGUGUGUGUGUGUCGGUGUCAGGUUAGGGUUACCCAGGGUCAUGGUGCAGGUAGCUGGCCUCAAUGCUGACCUUUCACCUUUAGGGUGAUGUUAUUUCUUCAGAGACAGAGUGUCUCUGACUUGCUCUGUCAUCUCUGUGGUGUCCGUUUCAGGUUAGGGUUGAUGUUACCCAGCGUCAUGCUGUCUCGCUGGCUGUCUUUGAUGUGAUAGAUUGAUGAUGAUGCCAUCUAAACUGGGCUGACGAUGACGAUGUUCUAUAUUCGUAAUGGCGGAUGCCCUUUGUUGUAAACUAUGCUGUAUGUUCAGUGAGUUUACUGUUUGAUCCAAACUCCUGAAUACAGUGAUUGAUGUUGUGUGAUUGCAAUCAAGAGAUUUUGAACAUAUUCAAUAUCUUAAUAAGCAACAUAGACUGGCUUCACUUUUACCCCGAUUACAGUUAGCUUUACUAAUUGCAUUUAUGUAUACAUUCAGCUUCUCUGUUGCAGACAUGAGUGGUUGAAUUCUUACAGGUUCAACUUUAACCUAAUACCUUGGGCAACAAUGGAGUAAUCUUUUCCUGGAUUGUGAGAUCCCCGUAUAAUCCUGUUUCACCAGACCCAGGGGGAGCGGAGUGACUGUAGAUGUAUCCCAAAUUACACCCUAUUCCCUUUAUAGUGCACUACUUUAGACCAGAGACCUAUGGACUUUGACAUGAGAGUGGCGCAUAGUGAAGACUGAGCUCCAUCCGUCUGAAACUCAGAUCAUUCGGGCACUGAAUUAUAUCAUCUCUCCAUCUGUCGGUAAUGCAUGAGGCACACAUUGAAAUGAUUGAUGGUCCCUAAAGGCAGGAAAUGUUCAUGGAAGAAUGGGCUGCUGUGGUUCUCUGUGGGUCCGUAUGAUUGAUUGCUUGAUAGACUUUAAAACAUCUAUGUGUGUCAGUUAAGAAAAAAUACAUAUACAGUGCAUUCAGAAAGUAUUCAGACCCCUUGACCUUUUCCACAUUUUGUUACGAUACAGCCUUAUUCUAAAAUUGAUUAAAUUGUUUUUUUUCCCUCUCAUCAAUCUACACACAAUAGCCCAUAAUGACGAAGCAAAAAAAGGUUUUUAGAUAUUUUAGCAAAUGUAUUAAAAAUAAAAAACAGUAAUAUCACAUUUACAUAAGUUUUCAGACCCUUUAGUCAAUAUGUUAUUGAAGCACCUUUGGCAGCGAUUACAGCCUCGAGCCUUCUUGGGUAUGACGCUACAAGCUUGGCACACCUGACGUGACACUUGGCAUUCAGGCCAAAGAGUUCAAUCUUGGUUUCAUCAGACCAGAUAAUCUUGUUUCUCAUGGUCUGAGUCCUUUAGGUGCCUUUUGGCAAACUCCAAGUGGGAAGUCAUGUGCCUUUUACUGAGGAGUGGCUUCCAUCUGGCCACUCUACCAUAAAGGCCUGAUUGGUGGAGUGCUGCAGAAAUGGUUGUCCUUCUGGAAGGUUCUCCCAUCUCCACAGAGGAACUCUAGAGCUCUGUAAGAGUGACCAUCGGGUUCUUGGUCACCUCCCUUCACAAUGCCUUCAACCUCAUGGCUUGGUUUUUGCUCUGACAUGCACUGUCAACUGUGGGACCUUAUAUAGACAGGUGUGUGCCUUUCCAAAUCAUGUCCAAUCAAUUGAAUGUACCACAGGUGGACUCCAAUCAAGUUGUAGAAACAUCUCAAGGAUGAUCAAUGGAAACAGGAUGCACCUGAGCUCAAUUUCGAGUCUCAUAGGAAAGGGUCUGAAUACUUAUGUAAAUAAGGUAUUUCAGUUUUUAUUUUUAAUACAUUUGCAAAAAAUUCUAACAACCUGUUUUCGCUUUGUCAUUGUGGGGUAUUGUGUGUAGAUUGAUGAGGAUUUUUUUAGUUAUUUAAUCGAUUUUAGAAUAAGGCUGUAAUGUAACAAAAUGCGGAAAAAGGGAAGGGGUCUGAAUACUUUCCAAAUGCACUGUAUAUAAGAGGCCUACAAACCUGACUCAGUUACACCAGCUCUGUCAGGAGGAAUGGGCCAAAGUUCACCCAAUUUAUUGUGGGAAGCUUGUGGAAGGCUACCUGAAACAUUUGACCCAAGUUAAACAAUUUAAAGGCAAUGCUACCAAAUACUAAUUGAGUGUAUGUAAACUUCUGACCCACUGGGAAUGUGAUGAAAGAAAUAAAAGCUGAAAUAAAUCAUUUUCUCUACUAUUAUUCUGACAUUUCACAUUCUUAAAAUAAAGUUGUGAUCCUAACUGACCUAAGACAGGGAAUUUUUACUAGGAUUAAAUGUCAGAAAUUGUGAAAACUGAGUUUAAAUGUAUUUGGCUAAGGUGUAUGUAAACUUCCGACUUCAACUGUAUGAUGUAUGAAUCAGAAGUGUCCUCAAUUUUUUAAAACUUUUUAAUGUGUACUGAUCCCUUUUAUCAGGAAGGUCUGCAAAUAGAUACCCUUGUUUAAUCUGUCUUUAAUAAAGUGGGAUCUGGUCAGGAGUUUCUAAUCUGGCCAAUGUUGACUCUAGUGUCAACCAGAUGAACCCUGUGACCAUGGAGUGGGGGGAGGGUCUGGUGUGACUGACAACCCAGAGAGUAGAGGUGACCAUGUUUGUCCUGUGUGGCUCAGUUGGUAGAGCUUGCAAUACCAGGGUUGUGGGAUUGAUUCCGGCUGGGGUCACUCAGGCAGGACUGGCAGUCACUUAGGAUAAGUGUCUGCUACACUACAUAUAUUACAUGAUUUGUUCUGUAACCUUUCUCUCCCCUCUCUCUCGCUCUCCCUCUCCCUCUCCCUCCCCCUCCCUUCCUCUCUCCCGCUCCCUCUCUCCCUCUCCCUCUCCCUCUCCCUCUCCCCCUCUCCCUCCCCUCCCUCUCCCCUCCCUCCUCUCUCUCUCUCUCUCUCUCUCUCUCUCCCUCUCCUUCGCUCUCAGGAUCUCUCUCCUCCUCUCUCUCCUCUCUCUCUCCCUCCUUCCCUCUCUCCCUCUCAAUUGCUCCCUCUCCCUCUUCCCUCUCUCCCUCCCUUCCCUCCUCCCUCCCUUCGCUCUCUCCCCCCUCUCCCUCUCCUCCUCCCUCCCUCUCGUCCCUUCCCUCCCUUCCUCCCUCCCUUUCCCAUUUCCAUCUUCCCCGCUCUCCCCCUCUCCCUCCUCCUCCCUCCCUCCGCCCCUCCCUCGUCUCCCUCCCUUCCUCUCCCUCUCUCCCUCUCCCUCCCUCCCUCCCUCUCAGCCCCUCUCUCUCCCUCCCUCCCACUCCCUCCCUCUCUUCUCACAGGUAUCCCCUUCCCCAAGAACUUCAUCCAGAUCUGUAAGAAGAUCAUCUGCCGUCUGUUCCGGGUGUUUGUCCACGUCUACAUCCACCAUUUUGACCGUAUGAUGCUGAUGGGAGCUGAGGCCCACGUUAACACCUGCUACAAGCACUUCUACUGCUUCAGCACAGAACUCAACCUCAUAGACCGCAAGGAGCUGGAGCCACUGGUGAGUAUGAGAGAGAUCAAGAUUGAGUCAAGACAGAAGGUGCGUCCCAAAUGGCUCCCCGUUCCCUAUAUAGUGUACUACUUUUGACCAGGGCUGGUGAGUAAUAGGGGGCUAGGGGCUAGGGGUUAGGGGUUUAUUAAAAGUCUCUGGUCACUCUGGGAGUCCUCUAUUAUAGAGGCUGACUGGACUGGUGUCACCUACGGGUUAUUAUAG
Messenger RNA from Coregonus sp. 'balchen', 17367 nucleotides. NCBI's taxonomy places the organism in Eukaryota, Metazoa, Chordata, Actinopteri, Salmoniformes, Salmonidae. The record is from the annotation of a GenBank genome assembly.